This is a messenger RNA of Lacerta agilis (Sand lizard), 2109 nucleotides long. It is a transcript of the gene GTPBP6, whose product is annotated as GTP binding protein 6 (putative). The record is from RefSeq and is a predicted model, not a curated record. Bases 16 to 1629 code for a protein of 537 amino acids. NCBI's taxonomy places the organism in Eukaryota, Metazoa, Chordata, Lepidosauria, Squamata, Lacertidae. Gene Ontology annotation, molecular function: ribosome binding; GTP binding. The transcript is spliced from 10 exons. Gene Ontology annotation, cellular component: cytoplasm.
GACUGGGGGGACUUAAUGGGUGUUACACACGCGCGCGCCAUGGUCCUCGUGAGUCUUCGGUGGCGGCAGUUGCUGCAGAGGUUGCGUGUCGCUAUUCCUCUCCCACCGGCUGGGCGUUUAGCGCCCGCUCCGGUCAGGUUUUGGCACGCCACUGGCGCCAGCUAUCGGCUCCCGGAGUCUGGCCAUGGGCCUGCUAAGGGAAGGAGGGGUUGGGACGGCAACCGGAGCAGCUGUGGAGCAGGGGGCGACGAGGAGGAAGAAGACGGGGAAGACGAGGACAGGCUGGACAUAGAUGAAGAUCUACUGGAAUCUAGCCUGCCCCCUCUCCCUCUUGACGCCCAGAAAGUGUUUAUUGUCCAUCCAGCUGUGAAAUGGGGGCCAGGCAAGCCUCAGCUGACCACAGCUGAACUACAACUAGCUGAGGCUGCUGCUCUCAUAAACACCAUACAGAACUGGACAGUUGUAGAUAAAAUCAUCCUUUCUACAAAAGCUCCUGGCAAGAAAUUUAUCUUUGGCAAAGGGAAUUUUCAGCUUCUGACUGAUAAGAUUAAAGGACUGUCAAACAUAUCAUCUGUCUUUGUAAAUGUUGAAAGGCUUUCUCCUCUAACAAAGAAAGAACUUGAAGAAGCCUGGCAAGUGAAGGUCUUUGACAGAUACACAGUCGUCCUUCAUAUUUUCCGCUGCAAUGCUCGAACAAAAGAGGCAAAGCUCCAGAUAGCAUUGGCUGAAAUCCCACUUCUAAGGACCAAUGUAAGAAAUGAUGUCAAUCGGUUGGAUCAGCAGAGAGGUGGCUCAAGAUACAUUAUGGGUUCAGGUGAAACAUUCAUGGAAGUGCAACUUCGCCUCUUAAAAGAAAAGGAACAAAAAAUUCGAAAAGCACUGGAGAGGCUUAGAAGAAAAAGGUGCUUACUCAGAAGUCAAAGAAGAAAGUGCGAGUUUCCUACUAUUUCAGUAAUGGGCUACACUAAUUGUGGUAAAACCACUCUUAUCAAGGCCCUUACUGGGGAUUCAGCACUGCAACCUCAAGAUCAGCUCUUUGCAACAUUGGACAUUACAGCCCAUGCUGGCCUCCUGCCAUCACGCCUGACUGUCCUGUAUGUUGACACGAUUGGAUUUCUGUCUCAGCUGCCCCAUGACCUUGUGGAAUCGUUUUCAGCUACAUUAGAAGAUGUAGCCUGCUCAGAUUUAAUUGUACACGUGCGGGAUGUCAGCCAUCCAGAAAGCAGCCUCCAGAAGGAAAGCGUGCUAUCAGUUCUCAGGAAACUUAAUCUUCCCAGUCACCUACUGGAGUCAAUUAUUGAAGUUCACAAUAAAGUGGAUUUGAUAAAUAGGUAUCAUCCGGCUGAACCAGAUGCAAUGGCCGUUUCUGCUCUCCUUGGGCAUGGUUUAGAAGAAUUAAAAAAGGAAAUAGACAGCAGAGUUCUGAAAGUAACUGGGAAAAACAUUAUGACAAUUAAAAUCGAUCUAUCUGGACCUCAGCUCAGUUGGCUCUACAAAGAAGCAACAGUGCAAGAUGUGGAUGUUGUUCCUGAAGAUGGUACAGCCAACGUGAAGGUGAUCAUAAACAAUUCCACUUUGGGCAAAUACAAAAGACUGUUUCCUCGAUCAAGUUAUUCCUCUUGCAAUUAACAAGAUACAUUAUCUUUGCAGAGAAUCUCUGAUUAAUAGGUAUUGCAGAGCUGUUAAACACACACACACAGGGGAGAGAGAGCACUUUGCUAGAAUAUAGACCUUCAUCCUGUUUGCUUCAAAUGGACCAGGAACUGUUUGCCUUGAAUUGCUGAAGAAACAUAUUUGUGAAAAUGUCAUGAGACAGUUGCAACACUUUCCGUUUAUGGGGAAUUGCAUAAAACCACCCAUCCUUGGCAAGGUGACAGAUCUAUUCAGUUGCUUACAUGCAGGGUUUAUCAGUCAGAAAGCUAAUUUUUAAUCAAAGUGAAUGUUGUUUUAUCAGAAAAGUUGCCGUGAUUUUCCAGACUGCUAAUGCUGCUCUAACCUCUGUAUUACAAUUCCUGACACUUUGUUAAAAAGUACUUGCUUGUUUGGAGAAGAAAAGUCCCAAAGUUUUAUAUUACAGGCCUGGGCUCCCCUCCUUUAACAAAAAUAAAU